Messenger RNA from Onychostoma macrolepis, 2301 nucleotides. Its product is annotated as E3 ubiquitin/ISG15 ligase TRIM25-like. Bases 13 to 1680 code for a protein of 555 amino acids. Gene Ontology annotation, molecular function: zinc ion binding; protein binding. Lineage: Eukaryota; Metazoa; Chordata; Actinopteri; Cypriniformes; Cyprinidae. The transcript has 6 exons. The record is from RefSeq and is a predicted model, not a curated record.
GCAUGCAAUAAAAUGGCAGAAUCCAGCAUUUCAGUGGCUCAAGGCCAGUUCAACUGUUCAAUCUGUCUGGAUUUACUGAAGGAUCCAGUGGCCCUUACCUGUGGUCACAGUUACUGUAUGAGCUGUAUUACAGGUUACUGGGAUCUGGAUGAUCAGAAGAGAGUCUACAGCUGUCCUCAGUGCAGACAGACCUUCACUCCAAGACCUGUUUUAGGUAAAAACACCAUGCUGGCUGAAGUGGUGGAGAAUCUGAGGAAGAGAAAACUCCAAACCAUUCAGCUUGAUGACUAUUAUGGUGAACCUGGAGAUGUGGAGUGUGACGUUUGUACCGAGGAGAAAAACAAAUCCAUCAAGUCCUGUCUGGUGUGUCUGGAAUCUUACUGUCAAAAUCAUUUUGAGCAUCACAAAGAAUUUCACUCAAAAAAGCGACACAAAAUGACUGAUGCCACUGGACAACUGAAGGAGAUGAUCUGCACUUUACAUGAUAGGCUGUUAGAAAUGUACUGUCGUACUGACCAGCGCUGUAUAUGCGUGCUAUGUAUGUUGGAUGAACACAAAAAACAUGAAACCGUAUCACCUGCUGAAGAGAGGACUGAGAAACAGAAACUCUUGGAAGAGACCCAGAGAACAUUCCAGCAGAAAAUCCAGGAGAAAGAGACAGAGCUUGAGGAGCUGAGAGAGACUGUAGAGUCUCAUAAGCGCUCUGCACAGACAGCAGUGGAGGACAGUGAGAGGAUCUUUACUGAUCUGAUCCGCUGCAUUGAGAGAAGCCGCUCUGAGGUGACACAGCUGAUCAGAGAUCAGGAAAAGAUUCUUAUAAAUCAAGCUGAAGGACUCUUGGAGCGAAUGAGGCAGGAGAUUGAUGUUCUGAGGAGGAGAAACGCUGAGCUGGAGCAGUUUUCACACACUGGUCAUAUCCACUUCCUCCAGAGUUUCCAGUCUUACAAUGUCCCUCCUGCAUCUGAGAAAUCAUCUAGCAUCGCUGUCAGUUCUUGCCUCUCUUUUGAUGAUUUGAGAGUUUUUUUCAAUGAAUUGGAAGAGGAACUGAAGCAUGUUUUUAAAGAAGAGGAAGAAAAAAUACUUAGAAGAGUGCGAUAUAUAGAGAUGAUUCCCACUCCUGAAUACGAGAGCAGGAAUGAGUUCCUACAACAUUACCAGCGGAUCACUUUGGAUAGGAACACAGCACAUGAGUACCUCAAACUUUCAGAGUGGAACAGAGUGGUUACUAACAUGAAGGAAGACCAGUCAUAUCGUGAUCAUUCAGACAGAUUUGAUCAUAGGUAUCAGGUCUUGUCUAAUGAGAGUUUGAAUGGACGUAGUUAUUGGGAGGUUGAGAGGGAAAGUUCUGUCUAUAUAUCAGUGUCAUAUAAGAGCAUCAGCAGGAAGGGAUGGGGUCAAAAAUGUGAGUUUGGAUGUAAUAAUUUGUCCUGGAGAUUGUCCUGCUCUAACUACAGUUGUUCAUUCUCGCACAGUGGCAUAAGCAUUACACUCCCUAUAGUCUCCAGCUCCUCUAGAAUAGGGGUGUAUGUGGAUCACAGUGCAGGAACUCUGUCCUUCUACAGCGUCUCUGACACAAUGACCCUCAUUCACAGAGUCCACACCACAUUCACUCAGCCUCUCUAUGCUGGGUUUUGGGUUUACUAUAACGCACAAGUGGAAUUGUGUGAUCCAGCAACAUAAUAGAUUACAGACCUUACACAUUCGCUUUUCCAGGUUGAAUGGUUUUGAACAGCGAGGAACGGUUCCUGUUGCAUUUCUGAGUUUUCAUUGACACUAUUAACAGUAUGUAAGUCAUAUUAAUUAUAUCAUUGGAAUACAAUAUGACCAUCUUUGUUCUCACAAUUGCGAAUACGUCAUGAUUAGAAUGAAUGGGUCAUUGUUUUUCAUGCAGUUUAUGCUUAUGUAAUCAUUUAUAAUCAUUUAAACAACUUAUAUACCCAUUUCAUUGAUUCAUUCAUUAGUCAUUUAUUAUAUUAUCUGAUUUUUCCAUUGUUGUUUAACUUUUAUGAUUGUGUGCUUUCACAGGUUAUUUGUCUUCUUGUGGAGUGUCUCCAUUUUAAUGUUUUUAAGGUCAUAUAAUGUUGUUAAGCAGUAAUUUUGUGGAGACAUGAUCUAAUAUUACGAAUAUAAUUUUCUGUGAAUUUAUUAGGGAAAUAUGUUACGAAUGAAUACGUGAAAUGAAAUGAAUAUAAAUGAAAAGUAGCCAUAGGCUACCACUAACCAGACUCCAUUGAAGGUCAGUUUCAUGCUGAUAUGUAAACAUCAGUGAUUAUGCUGAUUUAUGUUUAUAAAUUUAAUUAA